Penicillium longicatenatum is the source of this 1548-nucleotide messenger RNA. RefSeq lists its product as uncharacterized. Gene Ontology annotation, cellular component: plasma membrane; fungal-type vacuole membrane. Gene Ontology annotation, biological process: transmembrane transport. Gene Ontology annotation, molecular function: transmembrane transporter activity. The record is from RefSeq and is a predicted model, not a curated record. The transcript has 3 exons. Bases 1 to 1548 code for a protein of 515 amino acids. NCBI's taxonomy places the organism in Eukaryota, Fungi, Ascomycota, Eurotiomycetes, Eurotiales, Aspergillaceae.
AUGGCCCAGUCCGUGGUAGAUGAGGAGAAGGGCAUUCAAUCUCCUCCGACCGUCGAGACCUCCCUGGAAGAAGCUCCCAAAGAUGCGUCGGUCGGAGCUGGUUCUCCGACCUCGUCCGGAUUCUUCAGCAGUCUCAAUGCCCGCCUUAAUUCGAUGAAGUUAUUCGAGUCUCGGGGCGUGGAACGUGUCCCCGUUGAGGAGCGCCAUGAUAUCAGGGUUGCAGACUAUAUGCAGAUGACACUUUUGUGGUUCAGCACUAAUAUCACCGCCAAUAAUAUUGCUGUGGGUAUGUUGGGUCCACUCAGUUAUGAUCUGGGCUUUGUCGACUCUGCGCUCUGUGCUACUUUUGGCGCCUUGCUUGGUGCUGCUGGGGUUGCUUAUAUGGGGACUUUUGGUCCAGCGAGUGGUAAUCGUACGAUGGUCGUCGCGAGGUACUUUAUGGGUUAUUACCCUAGUAAAAUCGCUUGUCUGCUCAAUAUCAUUAUCAUGCUUGGAUAUGGUAUGAUUGACUGUCUGGUUGGUGGGCAAGUUCUCUCUGCUGUUUCUGGAGGCCGGAUGACCGUUAUCGUGGGCAUUAUCAUUAUCGCUAUUAUGACCUGGGUAGUGGUUUUGUUUGGCAUGACGGUCUUCCACAUUUAUGAAAGAUGGGCCUGGGUUCCACAAUUUAUCGCCAUCUUCGUGCUGGUCGGCAGUGCAGGUCCUAAAUUCGACACUAUGAUCAGCUCAGCCGGCUCUUCUGAGACGAUCGCAGGCAAUCGCCUCUCUUUUUUCUCACUCUGCUUAUCGGCUUCCGUCGCUUGGGCGCCCGCAGGUGCCGACUUCUUCGUCUACUUCCCACCAACCACGUCGGCAUGGAAGACCUUCCUCAUGACCUUCCUAGGGGUGGGACUAGCUCUAACGUUCGCCAACGUUAUGGGCGUUGGUCUGGGCUCUGGCACUUUCACCCACGAAACCUGGAACACCGCCUACGACACCUCAUCCGGUGCCCUCAUUCUAGCAGGCUAUGACGGACUCGGCGGGUUCGGCAAGUUCAUGGGUGUCCUGGUCGCGCUGGGUCUCGUUGCCAAUAAUAUCCCCGGCACUUAUUCUGCUUCCCUUGGUUUCCAAAUUAUGGGCCGCCAUUUAGCCCGCCUACCACGGUGGUUCUACUCUUGUGUUGGUGUUGUGAUUUACACUGCUUGUGCGCUUGGUGGUCGGAAUAACUUGUAUGACAUCUUUGAUAAUUUCUUGUCGCUGAUGGGGUACUGGGUCACUAUCUACCUGACGAUUGCAGUUGAAGAGCAUAUGAUUUUCCGUCGUACGAGAGGGUUUAACUGGGAUGAUUGGGCGAAUUCUUCCAAGCUGCCAAUCGGCAUUGCUGCUUUGUUGGCUUUCCUUAUUGGUUGGGCUGGAGCUAUCGUUUCAAUGGACCAGAUUUGGUAUGUUGGUCCCAUUGCGAGUAUGGUUGGGGACUAUGGAUCAGAUCUGGGGAUUUGGGUUGGUGUUUCGUGGACGAUGUUGGUGUAUCCGCCUAUGCGCUGGUUGGAGCUGAAGAAGUUCAAUCGGUGA